Molecule: messenger RNA, 870 nt
Organism: Clonostachys rhizophaga
Lineage: Eukaryota; Fungi; Ascomycota; Sordariomycetes; Hypocreales; Bionectriaceae
Source: the annotation of a GenBank genome assembly
AUGCCGCAUCUAAACAGCUGGUUCUAUCGUAUCGCCGAGUAUGUAUACUCACUGCCUGAGCCGCCGCCUCGUGUGCGAACAAAGCCAAUGGAGGUCAUAUGCAUCGGCAUGCCACGCACGGGCACUGAGUCGCUUCAACACGCUCUACUGACACUGGGUUACGAUCACACCUACCACGGUUGGGAUAUCAAUUUUGAGUCUCCCAACUAUGCUCAGCAAUGGGUUCGCCUUUGCCAAAAAAAAUGGUACGCUCCCGAGGGCGGCGACGUCCAGCUCACGGCGGAGGACUUUGACAAAGUCAUGGGACACGCCGUCGCUGUUGCAGACGCUCCCGCUUCAGUCUUCGCUGCCGAGCUUAUCCAAGCGUACCCCGAGGCCAAGAUAAUCCUCAACUACCGGAAGGACAUCGAUGCCUGGCACAAGAGUCUGAUGGGUACUCUGGCGCGAGGGCCCACGCUCUGGACUUUCUGGAUCCUUGCCUGCCUCGACAAGGAGUGCUUCUGGAAUUGGCAGUGCUAUCUCGGGUACAUGUGGCCAGGGCUCUUCCGCGCGAUUGAUGGAAGGGUUGAGACGGGGAUGCUGCGCAACGCAAAAUGGGUCUACCGCGCUCACUAUGCAAUGGUUCGAGGCAUGGUACCCAAGGACAGACUCCUGGAAUGGUCUGUCGACGAUGGCUGGGAGCCCUUGUGCGAAUUUCUCGGCAAGCCUGUCCCAGAGGAGCCGUUUCCACAUACCAAUACUGCAGCAGGUUUUGCUGGGCAGGAGAAGAAGCUGGCAAUGAGAUAUGUGAUGGGGGCGGCGAAAAACCUUGCAAUAAUCCUUGGUACAAUCUCGGUCGGCGCUGGUGCUGUAUAUGCUUGGUAUCGCUAG